This is a messenger RNA of Exophiala aquamarina CBS 119918, 1356 nucleotides long. Its product is annotated as anhydro-N-acetylmuramic acid kinase. NCBI's taxonomy places the organism in Eukaryota, Fungi, Ascomycota, Eurotiomycetes, Chaetothyriales, Herpotrichiellaceae. The record is from RefSeq and is a predicted model, not a curated record. Gene Ontology annotation, biological process: amino sugar metabolic process; peptidoglycan turnover. Gene Ontology annotation, molecular function: ATP binding; phosphotransferase activity, alcohol group as acceptor. The coding region runs from base 1 to 1356 and encodes 451 amino acids. The transcript has a single exon.
AUGUCACCCACUCUGAUGGGCAGCCUUACAAACGGCCUCAGCAAUGGUCAUCAUGAAACAGGAUUAGAUUUGACGGUGCUUGGUCUGAAUUCGGGGACGUCCAUGGAUGGCAUUGACUGCGCGUUAUGCUGUUUCAGACAAGAUUCUCCAGAAUCACCAAUGCAUUUCCAACUCCUGGCAUAUGAUGAAAUACCUCUGGAGCCGGAGAUCAAAAAGCGCGUAAUGAACAUGAUCUUGCACAACAAAACCACGCCCGAAGAAUUAUCGGAGAUCAAUGUCCUGCUGGGAGAGACCUUUGCUGCAGCGGUGAAAGAAUUCUCGCAAAAGCAAGGGGUUCCGCUUGAAAAGAUUGAUGUUUUGGGAUCUCACGGACAAACCAUCUGGUUGCUCAGUAUACCGGAGCCUGGUCAGACUAAGUCUGCCUUGACAAUGGCUGAAGGAUCAUUCCUUGCUUCGAGAACAGGAAUCACAUCAGUCACCGAUUUCCGGGUUUCCGACCAGGCUGCAGGUCGACAAGGGGCGCCGCUAAUUGCGUUCUUCGACGCGCUCAUCCUUCAUCACCCAACCAAACUCAGAGCGUGCCAGAAUAUUGGUGGUAUAGCUAACGUGUGCUUUAUUCCUCCGGACAGGGAUGGCAGAAUAAAUCCAGCAUUUUUUGAUUUUGAUACGGGUCCGGGGAACGUCUUUAUUGACGCGGCAGUACGAUACUUUACCAACGGAGAGCGCGAGUAUGAUAAAAACGGCGAGAUGGGUGCUGCAGGCACGGUAGACCAGGAGAUGGUGAGCGAAUUCCUGAGGACUCACCCAUACUUCGGCCUCGAACCGCCGAAAACCACAGGACGUGAAGUGUUUAGAGACACCAUUGCUCACAGUCUUAUCGAACGUGGCCUUGCCAAGGGUUUGUCACCGAACGACAUUGUCGCGACGGUGACUCGCAUCACGGCCCAAGCCAUCGUCGAACAUUACCACAGAUAUAUGCCGCAGGAGUACGGUCCUCUUGCAGAGAUCUUUAUGUGUGGCGGUGGAGCCAAAAACCCCAAUGUCACCCAGCAUUUGCAAGCAGCUUUUCCAGAGACCAGGAUCAUGAUGCUUGACGAGGCUGGCAUUCCGGCGGACGCGAAAGAGGCAAUCACAUUCGCAUGGCAAGGCAUGGAGGCAGUGGUGGGACGGAGUAUCCCAAUACCGAGCAGAGUCGAGACACAGAGACAGUUCGUGCUUGGAAAGGUCAGCCCAGGCAACAAUUACCGACAGGUCAUGAAGCAUGGAAUGGAUUUCGGCGCAGGGAGGGAUCAUCUCGAACCGGUGACGGAGAUGGUGAAUUACGUCCAAGGCAAAGCAUUUGACAACAAGUGGUGA